UAUUUAUUUAGGCUCCAAAAAUUAAGGGCCAAAGCAAUCCAAUCUACAAAAAAUGACACGUAAAGUUGUCACUUACCAUACAAUAAAACAAAAGCAAAAAAAAAAAAGUUAUAUUCACCAAACAAUAACUUACGUCGACGUGUAACACAACCUCCCACCCGAUUUUCUCAUUUCCUUACAUAACCCAACAAAAAAAUACAUAUUAUCAACACCGAAUCUCAAACACAACCUCUCUUCAUCUUUUUGUUUCCUCCAAGAAUCUAUUGUGUAAUCAUGAUGAACAUCGACGAUACGACGUCUCCAAUGGCCCAUCCGAUCGGUCCAUCUCAGCCUCUUUCCGACCAAACCAAACAAGAUCCGCCAAGUUUGCCCAGCGAAGCAGCUUCUUAUGUUUCCGACAAGAAAGAUCUAGCUUUGCCUGAAGAGAAACCGAAACAGAAUGAAGAAGAGAGAGUGGACACUGGGAGAGAGAGGUUAAAGAAGCACCGGAGAGAGAUCGCCGGUAGGGUUUGGAUACCUGAGAUAUGGGGACAAGAAGAGCUACUUAAGGAUUGGAUCGAUUGUUCAACGUUUGACACAUGUCUAGUCCCUGCCGGAAUAUCGUCUGCACGUGCUGCUCUCGUAGAGGAAGCUAGGCGAGCUGCUUCGGCUUCUGGUGGGUUACAUAGUCAUUGCUUGAUCUUACGCUGAAUCUAAUAUAAUAAGAUACCUACUUAUAAAUGUGGUUCUUGUUCCUCAAUAAUAAUAUAAGGCACUAUUGUUACAUUGUUGAUAUAUUCUCACUCAUUUUACUCAUAACUUUAUGAAACAUUGCAAGUUGCUUAGAGUGUGUUUAGUUGCCUAUAGUUGUCCAUAUGGGAGAGUGUAGAACGGAUUUUGCGUUUAUCUUUUUAGAUAUUCUUGA
Arabidopsis lyrata subsp. lyrata is the source of this 904-nucleotide messenger RNA. RefSeq names its product protein BIC1. The transcript has a single exon. The record is from RefSeq and is a predicted model, not a curated record. Bases 274 to 690 code for a protein of 138 amino acids. Lineage: Eukaryota; Viridiplantae; Streptophyta; Magnoliopsida; Brassicales; Brassicaceae. Gene Ontology annotation, biological process: blue light signaling pathway.